GAUGAUGGAAAUCAAGACGACAGCAUAUCUACUAUGUCAUGUGAUCCAUUACACACCCAAGGAGGUCCAGUCACGCGAGCUAGAGCUAAGAAGAUGCGUGAAGCUUUAAAUGGCCUUAUUGAGCAGAUCUGGGUUGAAAACAACAUACAACAAGAUGAUUAUCAAGGCAUGAUCUGGGUUGAAAACAACAUACAACAAGCAAAUCGAAGCUUGGAUGAUUAUCAAGGCAUGGUAAACAUCAUUCAGGUUUCAAUCAUGUCAAGCGGUGAUGACAAAUCAACCACUAAAGGCCACCAUGUGGAUGAAUCCUUCAUGCUCAAAGCAAUGCAACAACAAUUUCAGAGGCUGGACAUCAUGUUUGGUGAGAUUAAAGACAAAAUGGAGAAGCAAGAUGCAGCAAUAGCCAAGUUAUACCAAACACAGAAUGGAAGUCCGAAUUUGCGUAGGAAUGAUGCUAAUGAUGAUUUCGAUGACAAUUAUAAAGAUGCAUUCAACAAUGACGCCCAGAACUCAAAUUUCAGCAUGGGCAGAUUUAUGAGAGAUAGAGGGGGUCAAAGAUAUAGAUUUAACAAAGGAGACCAAAAUCUGGCAAGGUGGGGAGAUUGGCAAGAUCAUGACUUAGGCAGCAUCAAGAUGAAGAUUCCUCCGUUUCAAGGCAAAAAUGAUCUAGAUGUGUAUUUGGAGGGGCAUGUUGCAUUGCAAUGUCCUAAUAAGCACACGAUGAUCUUGAGAGAAGAUGGAGAAAUUGAAACAGAGGAUGAAUCUGAUGAUGACUCUAUGCCACCAUUGGAAGAUGCUGAUGAUGGCCUGGAAUAUGCUGUUGAUGGAGAACUGCUUGUCACCAGGCGUGCUUUGAAUGUGCAAGCCAAAGAAGAUGAUGAAGUACAACGUGACAAUAUAUUUCACAUGAGGUGCCAUGUCAAAAACAAGAUCUGGGUUGAAAACAACAUACAACAAGCAAAUCGAAGCUUGGAUGAUUAUCAAGGCAUGGUAAACAUCAUUCAGGUUCAAGAGAAGGUUAGUUGAGGUCAUUUGCACGAAAUUACACGGUUUGCAUCAAAAUCGCACAAUUCUGCCACAAUUUGUAGCAAACUGAUAUUUCAUGUUAUUUUAGGUUAUUUUUAGUGAUUUUCAUGUUUUUUGUAUUAUUUUUGGGCUGAACAUUCACUUAUUUG
Molecule: messenger RNA, 1175 nt
Organism: Rubroshorea leprosula
Lineage: Eukaryota; Viridiplantae; Streptophyta; Magnoliopsida; Malvales; Dipterocarpaceae
Source: the annotation of a GenBank genome assembly